Rotaria sordida is the source of this 1890-nucleotide messenger RNA. The record is from the annotation of a GenBank genome assembly. NCBI's taxonomy places the organism in Eukaryota, Metazoa, Rotifera, Eurotatoria, Philodinida, Philodinidae.
AUGAUGAACGUUGAUGAGCAAAAAGCAACAGUAUCAAAUAGAAAAUUGAAGAACUUUCAUAAACGUAUAUUUCAUCGAUUUAUUAGUCAUUAUAUGAUUAAUAAUAAAGAUGAACAACAAAUUAAUCUUUUACAUGAACAUAAUCAACAAAAAGAAGCACCUAUUCGAAAUGAAGAUUUUGAAGUUACUGGUUUUGUGUUUGAUCCACAAAACUAUUUAUAUCAUUAUUGGCUUGCAAUUAUAUCAUUUGCUGUUGCCUAUAAUCUUUUAUUGAUACCAGCACGAUAUGCAUUUAAUGAAUUGAAUAAUAAUUUAAGAAUUUUUUGGUUGUUAUUAGAUUAUACUUUUGAUAUAAUCUAUUUAAUUGAUAUUUUUAUGCAAUCGAGAACAGGUUAUUUUAGUCAUGGUCUUUUUGUACGUAAUCAUUACGUUUUAUCUCGUAAUUAUUUUACAUCACGUCAAUUUUAUUUACGUGAUCUUUUAUCUAUUAUUCCAACAGAUUUUUUAUAUUUAAUUCCAUAUUUUCGUUUUAUUUCUAUAAUACGUUGUAAUCGAUUAUUACGUAUUAAUCGUCUAUUUGAAUUUCAAGAAUUAACAGAAUCACGUACAAGAUUUCCUAAUGCAUUUAGAAUUUUCUGUCUUACAUGUUUGACUCUUACACUUAUUCAUUGGAAUGCUUGUGCUUAUUUUCUUAUUUGUCAAUAUUUGGGUUUUGGUACUGAUAGAUGGGUAUUACCAGCUACAGCUAAAAAUGAAACAGUUGCAAUGCUUUAUACAUAUUGUUUUUAUUGGUCAACACUUUUAUUAAGUACUAUCGGUGAUGUUCCAUUACCUGUACAAAGAACCGAAUAUGCAUUUGUAUUGUUUGAUUUUAUGAUUGGUAUACUAAUAUUUGCAACUAUUAUUGGUAGUCUUGGUACAAUGAUAUCAUCACAAAGUCAAUCAAGACAACAAGUUCGUGAAAAAAUGGAUGAAAUAAAACGUUAUAUGAAAUUUCGUUCAGUUAAUCGAAAACUUGAACAAAAAGUUAUUAAAUGGCUUGAUUAUUUAUAUACAAAUCGACAAGUAUUAAAUGAAGAAAUGGUUUUAAAUUCUGAUUUAAGUGUCGAAUUAUGUAAAGAUCUUGCUGUUAAAGUACAUUUAGAAUCAUUACAACGAGUUACAUUAUUUCAUGAUUGUGAACCUAAUUUACUUAUUGAACUUGUUACAAAAUUAAAACCAACUUUUUUUGGUCCAGGAGAUUAUGUUUGUCGAAAAGGUGAUAUUGGAAAAGAAAUGUAUAUUAUUAAGCGUGGUCAAUUAGGUGUCGUAAGUGAUGAUGGAAAAACAACAUUUGUUGUACUUAAAGAAGGUUCAGUUUUUGGUGAAAUAUCUAUUUUAAAUAUUCCUGGUUCAAAAAAUGGAAAUCGUCGUACAGCAAAUGUUAAAUCUUUAGGUUAUUCGGAUUUAUAUACAUUAACAAAAGAAGAUUUAUGGCUUGUACUUGAUAAUUAUCCUGAAUCUUUAUCAAAAAUAAUUGAAAAAGGUAAAUCAAUAUUACGUAAAGAUAAUCUUCUUGAUGACACAUUAACUGAUACAAAACGAUAUGUUGAACAAGAACAGUUAUUAAGUAUGCAAAAUCGUAUUAAAAAAUUAUUUGAAAUAGAAAAAUCAUUAAAUAAUCGUUUAACAACAUUUUUUGAUACAUAUGUUGAAUCAGUACGACAAGUUAAACAACAAUUAUCAAAAUUAGAACAUCAAUUUGGAGCAAGAAAACAAAGUAUAACUGUAUCAAUGAAUGUACCAAUGUCAGCACCAGUAGUUCCAUUUUUUUUAAAUCAAUGGAAAUCUAAUACUGCAGCUAAUUUACUUAAAUUUAAAAGUGUACAAUCUAUGGAACUUGAUGAUUAA